UGGUCCCCUGAUGACUGGCCAUGGGUCGCGGCUAGAGAUUUUGACGGGCCGAGUGUCGACAGUACUGACGGAGUCCUGAUAUACGACAUUUCUGGUGAUAAGUUGCAGGUUGGAGAGGAGAUCACCGUUGAAUGCCAAAUAACCGGCCUUGUGGCGUUCACGACAAAAGUCCUUGUUACAGCGUGUCCCAUCGGGCGGUUCGGGCGGUUCUGUGCGGAGCGCUGCCAGUGUUAUAACGGGGCCGCAUGUCACAGCUUCAACGGAGCGUGCAGGUGCGCCCCUGGCUGGACAGGAAGGAACUGCACCACAGACAACCCGGAAGUGCACAUCAGUCCUCCGGAAAGAGAAUUGACAGACUUGCGGUUCGGACAGGAACUGCAGCUCACGUGCACGGCUUACAAACUUGACGUCACCGACAUCACGUGGUCCUUCCCGAGUGGUACUUCUGUAGUCCUACAGCCUAAAAGCAAGACCUCUUCUGUUCUGUACAUCAACUCCCUGGCGCCUGAGCACGAGGGUCACGUGACCUGUGAGGGUGUUACCCCCAGCGGAGACACAUACACUGACGUGGUGGACAUACGGAUAGUGUGUGAGGAGAAUUACUGGGGUCCGCUGUGUGAUCGAGUCUGCAACUGUACAGACCAGGAGACCUGCGAUCGGUUCCAGGGCUGCGUCUGUCAGGGGGAGGGCUGUCCGGACUCCCUGCUCCUGAUCAUCAUCAGUCUGUCGGCAGGCGCGCUGAUUCUCCUCCUACUCGGCGCCAUCUUCCUGCUCUACAGGCACAACAACAGGCUGCGGGUCGGAAACAUCGACGAUCCGGAAGUCUUCCAGCUCGGACAGGACCUCAAGGCCCUGAUGCCGCCUGCAGCAGGCUCCUCGUCAGGCAGUAUCGACAUGGAGCUGCUGAAUGAAAGGGAGAUCGACAGGAGCAGGCUGCAGCUCAAACAACUCCUGGGAGAGGGCGCUUUUGGACAUGUCGUCAAGGCAACGAUGAUACAUCCUGAUAAAGACGAUGUGGUGGUUGCUGUAAAAAAACUCAAAGGCCCGCUCCAGCUGGUUCUGGAAUAUGCCGAACACGGGAGUCUCCUUCACCUGCUGUGGACGUUACGUGCGGAGUCCAAACUCAACAGGACCGUUCUGGUCAACAAACGGCACAUCUUCGAGAACAUGAUGGUGGAGGUCUGCUCCGGACUGGAGCACCUGGCGACCAGGAGGCUGGUUCACCGAGACAUCGCGGCCCGGAACAUCCUGAUCUGUGGGAAGGGAACCGCCAAGAUCGCGGACUUCGGGCUGGCACGGGACAUGUACGCUGUGGGGUACCAUCGGCAGGACAGGGGCCGCGACCUGCUGCCGCUGAAAUGGAUGGCGCCGGAGGGCCUGAAGAACGAGGCUAGGUUCACUCACAAGAGCGACGUCUGGUCCUUCGGGGUUCUGUUGUGGGAAGUGGCGCAGCUGGGCCGCACGCCGUACCCUGGGAUGGAGGGGGCAGACAGAAUAUAUGAUGCUCUGCAAAACCACUUCAGACUCCCCAGGCCUCAGCUGUGUACAGAAGAGAGAUACCAGCUGAUGCUGAAGUGCUGGAAGUUUAACGAGAAGACCAGGCCGGACGCCACAACUGUCAGGAAACUUCUGGUGGCGGAUCCCAACGGCUUUUUCUACUUCAGCACACCUGUGGCAGCGAUAGGGACACGAGAAACUCCGAUCAAUUUUGACCGCGGAUAUUUCGAGCGCGGUUCUGACGGCUGCACCACGGAGGUUCUGACUUUUUACGACGGAGGAUCAGCCAACAGCAGGGUCAUCGAUACGUUCUGUCGUGUUUCUAGAGGCCGUGUAGCCCGGUACCACCUGUCUGCGGCCAGUACGGGACACCAGCUGCACGUGGUCUUCACACGCAGCCCGAGCGCGCCUGAGUGGGUGGAGUGGUACGAAUUCUACCUGACUUACACUACCAGAGAAAAUGAAGAGGACCCAGUCUUCGACGAAAACACAUACGUCCCACAAACAGAGGAAGAGUUCGACCUGGAAACAGUUGCGGAGUUCGUGCGAAUCAGCAUUGAUGGAUAUUUCGCAUUCGACGACAGCAAUGUGUGGCCGUACGGGUACACCACUGACGGCGGUGAGUGUUACAACACUGCUGCUGUUCUGCUUUGCUAUUAUUCAGGUAUUUUGGAGUUCUACCUGGCAAUUCAGGAGAAUGUUCUAGACUUUGACCUGACUCCGGAUAUGGACUACUCAUGUUGGCCAACCCACAGCGAGAUAUUGGCCUUUGCUGAGCCGUAUGUAAACAGCGACGACAGGAACUUCCCCCUUGACGAUUGGCCGUGGAUUCCCUUCUACUAUUACGGGAUUUGGGAGGAAAACGUGGCGAUUAUGAAGUACACAUUUCUGAACGUAAAGGUCGGAGUGGAGAAUUUCGCACAAAAUGAGAUUCGCUGUGCGAUCAACGGGCAAAUUUUCCCCACCGAGGUCAUAGUAAAGGCCUGUCCCAUCGGACGGUUCGGACGGUUCUGUGCGGAGCGCUGCCAGUGUUAUAACGGGGCCGCGUGUCACAGCUUCAACGGAGCGUGCAGGUGCGCCCCUGGCUGGACAGGAAGGAACUGCACCACAGUUCACCCAGAAGUGCGCAUCAGUCCUUCAGACAGCGAGCUGAAAGACUUGCGGUUCGGACAGGAACUGCAGCUCACGUGCACGGCCUACAAUUUCCGUGUCAACAACUUCAACUGGUUCCUCAACGGCGCGCCUGUCAACCGAAGUCCGUUGACCGAAACAAGCGAUACCAACUCUUCUGUUCUUCACAUCCGCUCCCUGCUGCCUGUGUACGAGGGUCACGUGACCUGUGUGGCAGAGAGUGCAGGUGGAGACAAUUACACAGAUGAGGUGGUCAUACGAAUAGCGGGUUGCCAGAACAAUUAUUGGGGCGAGCUGUGUGGCCAGGUCUGCAACUGUACAGACCAGGAGACCUGCAACCGGACCCUGGGCUGCGUCUGCUCUGGCGACGGGUGUUCGGGUGAGAUCGACAUGGAGCUGCUGAAGGAAAGGGAGAUCGACAGGAGCAGGCUGCAGCUCAAACAACUCCUGGGAGAGGGCGCUUUUGGACAUGUCGUCGAGGCAACGCUGACGCAACCUGAGGAAGACGAUGUGGUGGUAGCUGUCAAGAAACUCAAAGGCCCGCUCCAACUGGUUCUGGAAUAUGCCGAACACGGGAGUCUCCUUCACCUGCUGUGGACGUUACGUGCGGAGUCCAAACUCAACAGGACCGUUCUGGUCAACAAACGGCACAUCUUCGAGAACAUGAUGGUGGAGGUCUGCUGCGGACUGGAGCACCUGGCGACCAGGAGGCUGGUUCACCGAGACAUCGCGGCCCGGAACAUCCUGAUCUGUGGGAAGGGAACCGCCAAGAUCGCGGACUUCGGGCUGGCCCGGGACAUGUACGCUGUGGGGUACCAUCGGCAGGACAGGGGCCGCGACCUGCUGCCGCUGAAGUGGAUGGCCCCGGAGGGCCUGAAGAACGAGGCUAGGUUCACUCACAAGAGCGACAUAUGGUCUUUUGGGGUUCUGUUGUGGGAGGUGGCGCAGCUGGGCCGCACGCCGUACCCUGGGAUGGAGGGGGCAGACAGAAUAUAUGAUGCUCUGCAAAACCACUUCAGACUCCCCAGGCCUCAGCUGUGUACAGAAGAAAGAUACCAGCUGAUGCUGAAAUGCUGGAAGUUUAACGAGAAGACCAGGCCGGACGCCACAACUGUCAGGAAACUACUGCAGGCGGAUCCCAACGUGAGAUAUUCUUACAAAUAUACCCAUAAAUCUCACAAUAUUGGCUUCUUCUAUUUCACCGCACCUGCGGCAACAGUGAAGGCACCGGCAACGCCGGUAUGA
Molecule: messenger RNA, 3873 nt
Organism: Branchiostoma belcheri (Belcher's lancelet)
Lineage: Eukaryota; Metazoa; Chordata; Leptocardii; Amphioxiformes; Branchiostomatidae
Exons: 32
Coding region: 856-3873 (1005 amino acids)
Biological process (GO): multicellular organism development; positive regulation of kinase activity; cell surface receptor protein tyrosine kinase signaling pathway
Cellular component (GO): signaling receptor complex
Molecular function (GO): transmembrane receptor protein tyrosine kinase activity; ATP binding
Source: RefSeq, a predicted model, not a curated record